AGGGAGACCUCGGUGGUCAGAAAGGAACCGAGUUGUCUUGGGCCGGGCAGGGCGGGUAAGUUGUAGGAGCCCGGUCCGUGAGGGACUGCUAAGGAAGAGGCUGCAUGGCGCGGUAGUCCCCCGAGUGGAGGUCGGCUGCCCCUGGGAAACCAGAGAAUCGGAGGGAGUCCAUCUGGAGCGGCCAAGUAGGUCGGGGAAGGGCCGCGCCUGACGUCUGGCUCCGCAGGUGGUGACUUUCAAAAGGAAAUAGGAUCAUGGCAGCAGAUGAUGACAAUGGUGAUGGAACAAGUUUAUUUGAUGUCUUUUCCGCUUCUCCUCUUAAGAACAAUGAUGAAGGCUCAUUGGACAUAUAUGCUGGGUUGGACAGUGCUGUUUCUGACAGCGCUUCCAAAUCCUGUGUACCAUCAAGAAAUUGUUUGGACUUAUAUGAAGAGAUCCUGACUGAAGAAGGAACUGCAAAGGAGGCAACAUAUAAUGAUUUGCAAGUAGAAUAUGGAAAAUGUCAACUACAAAUGAAAGAGCUGAUGAAAAAGUUUAAAGAAAUACAGACACAGAAUUUCAGCUUAAUAAAUGAAAACCAGUCUCUUAAGAAGAAUAUUUCAGCACUUAUCAAAACUGCCAGAGUGGAAAUAAACCGCAAGGAUGAAGAAAUAAGUAAUCUUCACCAAAGAUUGUCUGAGUUUCCACAUUUUCGAAAUAAUCAUAAAACUGCAAGGACAUUUGAUACAGUUAAAACAAAAGAUCUUAAAUCUAGAUCUCCACAUUUGGAUGAUUGUUCAAAGACUGAUCACAGAGCUAAAAGUGAUGUUUCUAAAGAUGUACAUCAUAGCACUUCACUGCCAAAUCUGGAAAAGGAAGGAAAACCACAUUCUGAUAAAAGGAGUACUUCACAUUUACCUACAUCUGUCGAGAAACACUGCACUAAUGGUGUUUGGUCACGUUCUCAUUAUCAGGUUGGUGAGGGUAGCUCCAAUGAGGAUAGUAGAAGAGGAAGAAAAGAUAUUAGAUAUAGCCAGUUUAACAGAGGAACUGAAAGAGUACGAAAAGACUUAAGUACUGGCUGUGGUGAUGGUGAACCAAAGAUAUUGGAGGCUAGUCAAAGGCUACAAGGACAUCCUGAGAAAUAUGGUAAAGGUGAAUCAAAGACUGAAAGCAAAAGUUCAAAGUUUAAAAGUAACUCAGAUUCUGACUAUAAAGGUGAACGCAUUAACUCUUCUUGGGAGAAAGAGACCCCUGGAGAAGGGUCACACAGUCGAGUAGACUCUCAAAGUGACAAAAAACUAGAAAGACAAAGUGAAAGAUCACAAAAUAUAAAUAGGAAAGAAGUUAAAUCACAAGACAAAGAAGAAAGAAAAGUUGAUCAAAAACCUAAAUCAGUAGUAAAGGACCAAGAUCACUGGAGAAGAGCUGAACGAGCAUCACUUCCUCAUUCCAAGAAUGAAAUAACAUUUUCUCAUAAUUCAAGUAAAUACCAUCUAGAAGAGAGAAGAGGAUGGGAAGAUUGUAAAAGAGACAGGAGUGUAAACAGUCAUAGUUUUCAAGAUGGAAGAUGUCCAUCUUCUCUUUCAAACAGUAGAACUCACAAAAACAUUGACUCUAAGGAAGUUGAUGCUAUGCACCAGAGGGAAAAUACAUCUUUAAAAGCAGAAAGACAUAGAACUGAAGAUAAGAGGAAAAGAGAACGAGAAAGCAAAGAAGAAAAUAGGCAUAUUAGAAAUGAAAAAAGAGUACCUACAGAACAUUUGCAGAAGGCUAAUAAGGAAACUAAGAAAACCACUACUGAUUUAAAGAAACAGAAUGAGCCAAAGACUGAUAAGGGAGAAGUCCUUGAUAAUGGUGUUUCUGAAGGAGCAGAUAAUAAAGAGCUUGCAAUGAAAGCUGAGUGUGGUCCAAAUGAAACAAAAAACAAAGACCUAAAAUUGAGUUUUAUGAAAAAAUUGAACUUAACUCUUUCUCCUGCUAAAAAGCAGCCUGUUUCUCAGGAUAAUCAGCAUAAAAUAACUGAUGUUCCCAAGUCCAGUGGUGUAUGUGAUUCAGAGUCUUCAGUGCAAGCUAAAACAGUGGCAUAUGUUCCCUCCAUCAGUGAACAUAUCUUGGGGGAAGCCUCUGUCAGUGAACAUACCAUGGGGGAAACCAAGUCAACGUUAUUGGAACCAAAGGUUGCUCUUCUAGCAGUGACUGAACCCAGGAUCGGUAUCUCAGAAACCAAAAUGGAAGAUGAAAAUUGUUUGUUAGUUAGAUCUGUUGACAAUACUAUGCGUUGUGAAGUGCCCAUUUGUGGUACAGAGACUUCCUUCCCAUCUCCUAUGGAAAUACAACAGACAGAAUCCUUGUUUCCAUCAACAGGAAUGAAACAAACCAUUAAUAAUGGAAGGGCAGCAGCUCCUGUGGUAAUGGAUGUAUUACAAGCAGAUGUGUCUCAAAACUUUGGCUUGGAAUUGGAUACCAAAAGAAAUGAUAAUUCAGAUUCUUGUGGUAUUUCUGAAGGUAUGGAAAUGAAGGUGGCACUUUCAACAACAGUGAGUGAAACCACUGAAAGCAUUUUGCAGCCUUCAAUUGAGGAAGCUGAUAUUUUGCCAAUAAUGCUUUCAGAAGAUAAUAACCCAAAAUUUGAGCCUUCUGUUAUAGUUACACCACUGGUUGAGAGUAAGUCGUGUCAUUUGGAGCCUUGCUUACCUAAAGAGACUCUAGAUUCUUCACUUCAGCAGACUGAGUUAAUGGACCACAGAAUGGCAACUGGUGAAACAAACUCAGUAUAUCAUGAUGAUGAUAACUCGGUUUUGAGCAUUGACCUUAAUCACCUGAGACCUAUUCCAGAAGCCAUCAGUCCUCUGAAUAGUCCAGUGAGACCUGUAGCAAAAGUUCUUAGAAAUGAAAGCCCACCUCAUGUUCCAGUGUAUAAUAACAGUCAUAAAGAUGUGCUUUUACCAAAUUCAGCUCAUUCUACCUCUAAGAGUCAGUCUGAUCUCAAUAAGGAAAAUCAAAAGCCAAUUUACAAAUCUGACAAAUGUACAGAAGCAGACACAUGUAAGAAUUCACCAUUAGAUGAAUUAGAAGAAGGAGAAAUUAGAAGUGAUAGUGAAACAUCUAAACCACAAGAAAGUUUUGAAAAAAAUUCCAAGCCUAGAGCGUCAGCUGAUGUGCGGAAGUCAAAGACUAUCCCACGACGUGGGAAAAGUACUGUGUGUUUAGAUAAAGACAGUAGGAAAACACAUGUAAGGAUCCAUCAGACCAAUAACAAAUGGAAUAAAAGACCUGAUAAAUCUAGCAGAUCUUCAAAAACAGAGAAGAAAGAUAAAGUGAUGAGCACUUCCAGCUUGGAAAAAAUAGUUCCAAUUAUUGCUGUACCCUCUUCUGAACAAGAGAUCAUGCACAUGUUACGAAUGAUAAGAAAACAUGUAAGAAAAAAUUACAUGAAAUUCAAGGCAAAAUUUUCAUUAAUCCAAUUUCACAGAAUUAUUGAGUCAGCAAUUUUGAGUUUUACAUCUCUAAUUAAACAUCUCAACUUACACAAAAUCUCUAAGUCAGUGACUACCUUACAGAAGAAUCUCUGUGAUGUUAUAGAGUCUAAACUUAAGCAAGUUAAAAAGAAUGGCAUAGUUGAUCGUUUAUUUGAACAGCAGCUACCAGAUAUGAAAAAAAAAUUGUGGAAGUUUGUAGAUGACCAACUUGAUUAUUUGUUUGCAAAGCUUAAGAAAAUCUUAGUAUGUGAUUCCAAAAACUUUGGAAGAGAUAGUGAUGAAGGCAAACUUGAAAAAACAAGUAAACAGAAUGUACAGUAUUCAAAUAGUCAGAAACGGAGUGUGGACAACUCCAGCAAAGAAUUGCUGAAAGAAAAAUUAUCAAAAUCAGAAGACCCUGUUCAUUAUAAGUCUUUUGUGGGAUGUAAAAAAUCUGAGGAAAGUUAUCAAGACCAAAAUAACUCCAGUAUUAACACUGUAAAGCAUGACAUUAAAAAAAAUUUUAACAAUUGCUUUGAUAAUACAAAGAACUCUCAAUCCGAAGAGCGCUCCUUGGAACUACACUGUCCAAGCACCCCAAAGUCAGAAAAAAACGAAGGAAGCAGCAUAGAGGAUGCACAGACAUCCCAGCAUGCAACUUUGAAGCCAGAACGAAGUUUCGAGAUUCUUACCGAACAGCAAGCAUCGAGCCUUACUUUUAAUUUAGUGAGUGAUGCACAAAUGGGUGAAAUAUUUAAAAGUUUGUUGCAAGGUUCUGAUCUUUUAGACAGCAGUGUUAACUGUACUGAAAAAAGUGAGUGGGAGUUAAAGACUCCAGAGAAGCAGCUGCUAGAGACUCUUAAGUGCGAGUCUAUACCAGCUUGUACAACAGAAGAGCUAGUUUCAGGGGUGGCUUCUCCAUGUCCUAAAAUGAUUAGUGAUGAUAAUUGGUCAUUAUUAUCAUCUGAAAAAGGUCCAUCUCUGUCUUCAGGGCUUUCAUUGCCGGUUCAUCCUGAUGUGUUGGAUGAAAGUUGUAUGUUUGAAGUGUCUACUAACCUACCUUUAAGUAAAGAUAAUGUGUGUAGUGUAGAAAAGAGCAAGCCCUGUGUUUCUUCCAUACUUCUUGAAGAUCUAGCAGUCUCUUUAACAGUACCAUCGCCUCUGAAGUCAGACGGUCAUCUCAGUUUUUUAAAGCCUGAUGUGUCAUCCAGUUCAACUCCUGAAGAAGUCAUUAGUGCUCAUUUUAGUGAAGAUGCCUUACUUGAGGAAGAGGAUGCAUCUGAGCAAGAUAUUCAUUUAGCUCUGGAGUCUGAUAAUUCAAGCAGUAAAUCAAGUUGUUCUUCUUCCUGGACUAGCCGAUCUGUUGCUCCAGGCUUUCAGUACCACCCUAAUCUACCUAUGCAUGCUGUCAUAAUGGAAAAGUCCAAUGAUCAUUUCAUUGUGAAAAUACGACGUGCAACACCAUCUACCUCUUCUGGUCUUAAACAGAGUAUGAUGCCUGAUGAAUCAUUGAUGUCUUUGCCCAGACAUGGAAAGGAAGCUGAUGAAGGAGCAGAGAAAGAAUAUAUUUCAUGUCAGAACACAGUUUUUAAAUCUGUGGAGGAAUUGGAAAAUUGCAACAAAAAUGUUGAUGGCAGCAAGUCAACUCAUGAAGAACAGAGCUCUAUGAUACAAACACAGGUUCCUGAUAUAUAUGAAUUUCUUAAAGAUGCUUCAGAUAAGAUGGGUCAUAGUGAUGAAGUGGCUGAUGAAUGUUUCAAAUUGCAUCAAGUAUGGGAAACAAAACUGCCUGAAAGCAUUGAGGAACUGCCUUCAAUGGAAGAAAUCUCACACUCUGUCGGGGAACAUCUUCCAAACACAUACAUAGAUCUAACAAAAGAUCCAGUCACUGAAACCAAAAACUUGGGGGAAUUUAUAGAAGUAACAGUUUUAAAUAUUGAUCAGUUGGGAUGUUCUGGAGGCAAUUUAAAUCAAAGUGCUCAAAUAUUAGACAAUUCUUUGCAGGCUGAUACUGUAGAUGCUUUUAUUGAUUUGACACAAGAUGCUUCAUGUGAUACUAAAAGUGAAGGUAAUCAUCCUGAAUUAGCUGUGGAAGACUUGGGAUGUGGGGUGAUACAGGUAGAUGAAGAUAAUUAUAAGGAAGAAAAGGCACAAAUGGCAAACAGUCCUUUAAAAUGCAUUGUUGAGGAACCCUAUAUCGACUUGACGACAGAAUCUCCCAGUUCAUGUGAAGUAAAAAAAGAUGAAUUAAAAUCAGAGCCAGGAUCAAAUUGUGAUAACUCGGAGUUGCCUGGGACUUUGCAUAAUGCUCACAAAAAGAGAAGAAACUUUUCUGAUCUAAAUCAUCCUCAUAAAAAACAAAGAAAGGAAACAGACUUAACUAAUAAGGAAAAGACCAAGAAACCUACCCAAGAUUCUUGUGAGAAUACUGAAGCUCACCAAAAGAAAGCUAAUAAGAAGGCCCCUCCUGUGAAUAAAGAUCCCUCAUCAUUAAAGGCAACCCCAGGGAUUAAGGAUUCAUCAGCAGCACUUGCCACUUCUACAAGCCUUUCUGCAAAAAAUGUUAUUAAAAAGAAGGGAGAAAUUAUCAUUUUAUGGACAAGAAAUGAUGACCGGGAAAUUUUAUUGGAGUGUCAGAAAAGAGGGCCAUCAUUUAAAACAUUUGCAUAUUUAGCUGCCAAGUUGGAUAAAAAUCCAAAUCAGGUCUCAGAAAGAUUCCAGCAGCUAAUGAAGCUCUUUGAAAAGUCAAAAUGCAGAUAAGUUGCUGAAUUCCUGGGACUCUUAAUUGAUAUUCCAUACUACACAGAAGCUUCAAAUUCCUCAUAUUUUAAAUGAGCACUAGAAAGAGGUUUAUCACCUUUUUGGUUACCAGAUGAUAAUCUACAUUUGUUAUUACUCAGUGACUCUCUAAUUUCACAUCAGCAUGUUCAGCUUGUUCUAGUCAUCAUUCUGAUUUGCUUAUCGGUUUUUGGUCAAAAUAUUUAUUUUUAAACAUGUUAGAACUUACCAAAAUGAAAGCAACAGUGAUGUAUUGAAAUCUUAGUUUUGAUAUUUUAAAGAAAUGACUUUCUAGAUUAAAAAAAUAGUUUUGUAGCAUUUUAAACUUAGUGACUAUUUAGUUCAAGUGUUCAUCCAUUUUUUAUUUGCUUUUCUAAUUGCCUCUCCUUGUUUUGGUAUAUUGUAAAAUAAUUUAAAUAAUGUAUUUAUAAAUAUGUAUAAUUAUGAUAUAAAAUACUGUGUGUAUAUGUAUGUAUGUGUGUUUCUGUGUAUGCACACAUAAAUGGCUUUGCCUAGCCAAGGAUUUUUUUUAUCUGUAUAAAAUUUUUUGUAUAAAGUUUGCUUUCAAUAACAGUAAUGUAUAAUAAAACCAUGUAAAGUUUUGUUGUA
This is a messenger RNA of Nomascus leucogenys (northern white-cheeked gibbon), 6827 nucleotides long. The record is from RefSeq and is a predicted model, not a curated record. NCBI's taxonomy places the organism in Eukaryota, Metazoa, Chordata, Mammalia, Primates, Hylobatidae.